Coturnix japonica (Japanese quail) is the source of this 2290-nucleotide messenger RNA. RefSeq names its product methyltransferase 16, RNA N6-adenosine (gene METTL16). Lineage: Eukaryota; Metazoa; Chordata; Aves; Galliformes; Phasianidae. Gene Ontology annotation, cellular component: nucleus. The record is from RefSeq and is a predicted model, not a curated record. Gene Ontology annotation, molecular function: 23S rRNA (adenine(1618)-N(6))-methyltransferase activity. Gene Ontology annotation, biological process: rRNA base methylation.
UCCCGCCGCCAUUGGUAGGUCCCGGCUGCCCGCGGUGCGUGCCGGGAAGCGUUGCGGUGGGGCCCCGCUGAGGUGCGGGCGGCUCUUUGCUCCCGCCAUGGCGCUCAACAAGUCGAUGCACUCACGCAACCGCUACAAGGACAAGCCGCCCGACUUCGCCUACCUGGCCGGCAAGUACCCCGAGUUCCGGCAGCACGUACACACCACACUGGCCGGCAGGGUGAGCCUGAACUUCAAGGACCCCGAGGCGGUGAGAGCCCUGACGUGUACCCUUCUGAAGGAGGAUUUUGGGCUCACCAUUGACAUCCCCCUGGAAAGGCUCAUCCCGACCGUCCCCUUGAGGCUGAACUACAUCCACUGGGUGGAGGAUCUCAUUGGCCAUCAGGGUGCUGACAAGGGAGUGCUCAGGCGGGGCAUUGACAUAGGGACAGGGGCAUCAUGUAUAUACCCAUUACUUGGAUCAACGUUGAAUGGCUGGUAUUUUCUUGCAACAGAAGUGGAUGAUAUGUGCUUCAAUUAUGCCAAGAAGAACGUGGAACAGAAUAACUUGUCUGAUCUUAUAAAAGUGGUUAAGGUACCACAGAAGACUCUUCUUAUGGAUGCACUGAAAGAAGAAUCUGAGAUAGUUUAUGACUUCUGCAUGUGCAACCCUCCUUUUUUUGCCAACCAAUUGGAAGCAAAGGGAGUAAAUUCUCGAAACCCACGGCGCCCUCCUCCGAGUUCUGUAAAUACAGGAGGGAUCACUGAAAUCAUGGCUGAGGGGGGAGAGCUAGAGUUUGUCAAGAGAAUUAUUCACGAUAGCUUACAACUGAAAAAGAGGUUACGGUGGUACAGUUGUAUGCUGGGGAAGAAAUGCAGUUUAGCACCUUUGAAAGAGGAACUUAAAAUCCAGGGGGUUCCUAAAGUUACGCACACGGAAUUCUGUCAAGGACGUACUAUGAGAUGGGCACUGGCGUGGAGUUUCUAUGAUGAUGUACAAGUACCUUCACCUCCCUCUAAGAGAAGAAAACUAGAAAAACCUCGAAAGCCAAUUACAUUUACAGUCUUGGCUUCUACAGUCAAGGAAUUAUCCAUCAAAGCUGCAGCGAUGGGCUGGGAUGCUGUAGAAGGCAUUGCUGUUGUUAGAGCCUGGAUAGAGAAGAUUCUCGCUGAUUUGAAGGUUCAGCAUAAGCGUGUUCCAUGUGGGAAAGAUGAAUUGAGCUUGUUUGUGACUGCCAUUGAGAACUCCUGGGUGCAUCUGAGGAGAAAGAAACGAGAGAGGGUAAGGCAACUACGAGAACUUCCUCGAGCUUCUGAUGAUGUGCCGCAAGCAAUGGAAGAGGAAAAAAACAGCCAGAACAGCGUCAGCAAGAGUUUGGACUGUGAAAAAUCCAAGACUGAAGACUCUGAAACUGAGCUUGUGGCACCCGAUGAGGAUGUCCACUUGACUGCAGAUGAUGAGCUAAGGGAAGAAUCAGCUACCAAAGAAUUUAGUGAGCAUAUGGAAGAGGAGGAGACAGAAGCACAGCAGGCAGAAGCAUCAUUUAACGAAGGUUCCAGUAGUGCAAAGCUGGGACCUCUGCCUUCAGAGGAAGCCAGCAAUCUAACAGCUGAAAAAGGACAAAGUCCCAAAGAAACCGGUAGAUGUUUCCUCUUCAAGUGUUUAAUGAAUGUGAAGAAAGAAGGAAGUGAUGUUUUAGUAGAAAUGCACUGGGUUGAAGGACAGAACAGAGACUUAAUGAACCAGCUGUGCACAUACCUGCGGAAUCAAGUUCUUCGGUUGGUUGCUAGUUAGCCCUUUAUCUCACUUUGGUAAAAACAAGUCUUCAAGUUUUAUAAGCUAUUUUUUGAUGGCUUGAAUGGUUAGCAAAAUAAGAUUUCAUUAGUAAAAUGAAAAUUAAAGCUCUUUUUAAUGUUAAAUAGCAUUUCUUAAGGCUGCAGGGAAUACAUGAAGUAUGACUUCUCAUUCAGUGAAGGACAGGGAAGUAAUAUAUCUUGUUUUGUAGAUAUAAAACUACACAUCGCAGUGAGACACAUCAAUGCUGUGACCAUUUCAAGUAACAACAGCGCUCUUUUUUUUCCCUCUUCUCUAUUGUAAUGGAUUUAUAUAUUGUUACUAUGUAGACGAGUACUUGAAUGAAAUAUUUUCUCCAGUAUUUUUCAUACAAACACAGGAAAAUGGUCUGCCUUGGGAGUUGCCUUCUGUGCAACUAUUGAGUCCUCAGCCGGGGUGUGAUUAGCCUUUGACCUACAGGGUAACAAGAUGGAUACAAUCCUUUAAGUGCUGACUUAUUAAAGAAGGAAACAUUCA